AUGACUUUGAAAAAAAAAUCUUCAGUUAAAAAAAAUUUAGGUGGACGUCCUCCUAGUGAGGUAUGGAAAUGGUUUCUAAAGGGAGAUGAGUCAUCUAAAAAAGGAUAUUAUGCCGCAACGUGCUCUUUUUGUGAUCAACAUUGGAAUAUUGCAAAGCCAAGUAAACUCAAAACGCAUCUUGCGUAUGAAUGUCAAAAAGUUGAGUCAGAUACUAGAAUUAAAGUCUUAGUAUCAUUGACAAACGAUUGUGUUGAUUCAGAUAAUGAUAUGGCCUCAACAUCGACUGCAGCAAGUAAAAAACGAAAAUUGGAAAAUAGUGUUAAUAUUGAUAGCGAAUAUGAGAAUAUUCCUACUUCAUUAGAUAAGGAAGACCAAAUUAAUAAGAUAUUACUAAAAAUGGUCGUGUGUUGUAAUUUACCUUUUGCUAUCGUUGAGCAUCCAUUUUUUCAGGAAUAUACCAAAGCCCUACGUGCUACCUAUUCUAUUCCAAGCUGUUGGGUUUUAUCAAAUACUCUUUUAGAUCAAGAGCUUGCUCGAGUAAAUAUAAAAGUCAGGCGACUUCUUGAUAAAGAAACUAAUCUUACAAUUGCAUUUGACAGAUGGACCAAUCCUACAGGGAGGGUACUUGGGAGAACGGAAUACGAUCAAUCCAUUUAUGAUUAUUGUGUAAUCACUGAAGAACGUAAAGAAUUUCUUUGGGCUUCAAAAAAUUAUUCUGGUGUACCUCAUCAUACUGGUGCAUUUCUUGGUGAAGAAAUCAUUAAGGUUGUCGAAGAUAUAGGUCCAGAAAAAAUAGCCGCGAUUGUGUCUGAUAAUGCAGCAAAUACCCGUGUUGCACAAAGAAUACUUUGUGAGAAAUAUCCUUAUAUUUUGGAUAUUAUAUGUGUGGCACAUUGUAUUAAUUUGAUUACAGAAGACUUGUGCAAACAUGAAUUUGUAAGAAGCGCAGUUCGGAAAAUCGGCAUUAUUCAUAAAUAUUUUACAAAAUCACAUGCCGCAUGCCAAUUUUUAAAAGACGCGAUUAAAAUCUUGAAGAUUAAAGGUGGCGAUUUAAAGGAUCAUACAAAAACACGUUGGUCUACAAUGUGGGAUUGUGUUAAUUCAAUUGUACGACUUGAAUUUGCUUUUAUAAGGGCACCAUUUGAUCAACCGUACAAUCUUAGAUCAGAUACGCCGAUUAUUUGGUGGGACACUGCACAACAUAAAAAAGAAGAAUGGGAGUUACAAGCGUUGGCACUUCGUCUUUUUGCAAUAACUCCACAUAGUGCUUCUUGUGAGCGUUCUUUCUCGGUUCUUGGUUGGUUUUAUAAUCAAAGACGUACUAAUUUGGCUGCAGAGCGGGCGGAAGGAAUGUGCAAAUUACACACCUUUUAUAUUACUAAUGCAAAACAAGAAUUACCUUGUUAUGUAGUUGAUAUGCCUGAAAAUUUAUUACGUAACCAACUAAUCGAAUCAGUUACAGCAAUUAAUAAUGAAAGUGAUGAAACCACUGAUUUUUUAGAUACAAACAAUGAUAAUCUUAGUACAGAAAUAGAUAUCGAUACAACCGAGGUGCAUACUUUAAGUAUUAUGACUGACAUAAAUAUCGGGUUGCAAAUCUUUAACCUGGACCAAAAAGUAAAUAAUGAAAUUACAGUCAGUCCAAGAAGACAAACUAUCAUAUUAAAUUCACAACACAGUGAUUUUGACGUUGAAACAUUAGCUAGAAAUAUGUCAAUGGAAAUUGAUAACGAUGUGAAUUCUUAG
This is a messenger RNA of Ambispora leptoticha, 1746 nucleotides long. NCBI's taxonomy places the organism in Eukaryota, Fungi, Glomeromycota, Glomeromycetes, Archaeosporales, Ambisporaceae. The record is from the annotation of a GenBank genome assembly.